AUGUCAGCAGCUAACUACCAUUUCCAGGACUCUAUUUCACAUGAUAUCAAAAAGGGGAAAAAUAUUAUACUCUGCAUAGAUGGUACUUGUGAGAAUUUUGGUCCCCAUCCUUUCACAAACGUUCUCAAAUUGUACAAGUUGCUGGAAAAUAGUGAUCCAUCAAAACAGAUAUGCUAUUACCAACCAGGCAUUGGCAUAGCCGCUGACUGUGAUCCUGUUACUGACUUUCGGAGAAGAUUCACAUUGUCAAGUUUCAGAAACAUGUUGGAUUCGAUGUUUGCGUUCAAUAUAGGUUCUCACGUUCAAGCAGCGUAUUCAUUUUUAAUUAAAUACUAUGAAACUGGAGAUAGGAUUUAUAUGUUUGGCUUUUCUCGUGGUGCAUUUAUUGCAAGAGUCUUAGCAGGAAUGAUCGAAAAGGUGGGGCUUUUGAGUAAAGGUCAAGAUAAUCUUGUGCAAAUGGCAUGGAAAGUGUACAUAAAAUGGGAAUAUGAGAAACAGCCAAUACAACCAAAUUAUACAACAACCUUGGUUCAGGAGUUCAAAAAAACGUUUUGUAGAAAUGAAGUUAUCAAAAUCACAUUUCAAGGUUUGUUCGAUUCCGUGAAUUCUGUUGGUAUCUUCAGAGAUAAACUAUUUCCCUGCACACAAAAGUGUCAAAUUGUUGAGCAUGUACGCCAUUGUCUGUCUCUGGAUGAAAGAAGAGGUAAAUUUAAACAGUUUUGCAUUGAACCGACAUUACUUUUGCCCAAGAAAACUAUUCUAAGUUACAGACACUAUAUCUGUCCAUCGCAGGAACAUACGCCAGAAUUCCACAACGCUAAUCAUUCAAAACUGAGCAUAACUACAAAAGGCGUAAAGUUAAAUCAAAAUAAAAUACAAAGUAACACAUCAUUUGUUAAUAUAGAGGGAACAUUCAAGUAUGAACCGAUCGAAGCCCUGUGCGACAGCGCUUAUACAAGUAUACCUGAUUUAAUCGAGAUGUGGUUUCCAGGGGACCACGCAGAUGUAGGUGGUGGUUGGGCCCUAGACGGAGAAACAAUGGAAAGUUCAUCCAAUAUCUCACUACGAUGGAUGAUUUCAGAAGCAAUUAAAUUUGGGGUUUCCUUCAACCCUACUGCGCUUAAAAACUAUAGUGAUCAAGCUACUUCUGUGGGAUCAUUGUUUGCAGAUACUCAUGAUUACUUGAAAUUACAUGUUACAAGACAUGAUAUAAAACUAGAUUUUAAGAAAAACAGAGUUGAUAUUAAUGGAUUUGAUUUGGCUCCACUUGCUAAUAUUAGAGCAAUAUUGAAAGCAGGCUACGAAAAAAAAUUGUACAAUGCCAUUGCCAGGAAUGAUCUCAUCAUUAAAGCAAAAUAUGGAGCUAGAUGUGGUAGAUUGAAGCAAUUUCUUGUUUUUGUUUGGUGGCUCUUAGAAUUCAUACCUGUUAGUUUGAAGCUUGAUAAACCGGAUGGGUCAUCUAGAGAAAUUUGCUUUCCCAAUUUGGGUAGGUCGAGACAUGUUCCAGAAUAUGCCCUGUUACAUUGGUCAGUAUUCUGGAAGUUAAGAUUUAGUAAAAAUUACCGACCUACAAACCUCCCAAAGUAUGUUAAAAAUUUGUUGAGCGAGAUGGAAGGACUGGUUUUCAAUAAAUCAAAUUAUCGUGAUAAUAGCGCUGGUGAUAUUUCGAAAAUGCCUUAUAUCUUCAAUACCAACUGUAAUAAUGGUAGGGAGGCAAUACUACGACAAAGCAGUAAUUUAUCUAUAUCAUCUACACUCAUUAACGAGACUUUGCAUGACCGUGUUUCUCAGGAAACAAGGGAAAUGCUACUGAAAUGGGUAGAAGAGAAAUGGCAACAUGUACCUGAUGACUUGGAGGGGUAUCUUUAG
Nakaseomyces glabratus is the source of this 1869-nucleotide messenger RNA. RefSeq lists its product as uncharacterized. NCBI's taxonomy places the organism in Eukaryota, Fungi, Ascomycota, Saccharomycetes, Saccharomycetales, Saccharomycetaceae. The record is from RefSeq and is a predicted model, not a curated record.